This is a messenger RNA of Olea europaea var. sylvestris, 782 nucleotides long. RefSeq names its product deoxyuridine 5'-triphosphate nucleotidohydrolase-like. NCBI's taxonomy places the organism in Eukaryota, Viridiplantae, Streptophyta, Magnoliopsida, Lamiales, Oleaceae. The record is from RefSeq and is a predicted model, not a curated record. The coding region runs from base 73 to 528 and encodes 151 amino acids. Gene Ontology annotation, biological process: dUMP biosynthetic process; dUTP catabolic process. Gene Ontology annotation, molecular function: magnesium ion binding; dUTP diphosphatase activity. The transcript has 3 exons.
UAACCCAAAACAAACGAAGAUCAAUUUACUUGUAUCCCAAUUCCACACAACACAAUAAACUCUAUAUUGAGCAUGGAGAAACAGCCACCUUGGGAGCCACAGAUAUGUGCCCCAGAUGACCUUUCUAAGGCCGCAGCCACCCUCAAGAACGACAUCCCUUUUCUGAAUGUAAGAAGGCUAUCAGAUAAAGCCACUUUGCCUAAAAGAAUGUUUCCUUAUGCUGCAGGCUAUGAUCUUUUCAGUGCAAUAGACAUUAAAGUGCCAGCCCGAGGAAAAGCAAAGGUUCCUACCGAUUUGAUCAUAGACAUACCUCAAGGAGCUUAUGGCCGCAUAGCGGGAAGAUCAGGAUUAGCUUGGGAGCAUUCUAUUGAUGUGGGAGGAGGUGUGCUGGAUGCUGAUAAGAACCCGGUUUUUGUUAUCUUGUAUAACCAUUCCAAUGUAGAUUUCGAAGUAAAGGUUGGAGACGGGAUAGCACAGAUGGUCAUUGAGCUCAAUGCGACACCUGAAAUCUGGGAAAUUCACCAAUAAGUCGAGCAGCAUACAUAUCAUCCCUUCAUGAUUUGGUUUUGUCUUAGCCAUUUCCAAUUGUUGUUCCCCUCCCAAGGACAGGUUCUUAUGCAUUACUCACAUGUCGACCAUUGGAAACACCACUUCCCAUCUGAACGUUUUCUUGAGUUUUAUUUGACAAAGAUAGUUCGUGUGGUUAUUAUGAUCGAAUACUUUGUAAGGAAACUGGUGUUAUAUUUUCUUUUCAAUGUGAUUCUGGACCAUAUAGUAAGAAA